Messenger RNA from Maylandia zebra (zebra mbuna), 891 nucleotides. RefSeq lists its product as uncharacterized. NCBI's taxonomy places the organism in Eukaryota, Metazoa, Chordata, Actinopteri, Cichliformes, Cichlidae. The record is from RefSeq and is a predicted model, not a curated record.
UAACAGCGUCAGACGUUUUUUGGUUGCAUCUAGAGCGAGGAUGGCGGGUCUGCUGCACAGUGUGACACUCCCAAGAGUGCCGACAAAACACGAAAAGUGUUACGACCCUCAUGACCCAACAGUUAAAUUUGUCGAUAAGGAGGAUGAUUUGGACUUUUUGUGUGAAGACUUCAAAUCUCGCAGAGCUCAGAUGUCCUGUGGUCACGCUGUGACCCCGACCUCUCUCACCAACUGGUGUCGCAAGUUGUUGGACCAGGGUGAAAGCAGAUUUGUGUGUGGCGGGUCUGGUUGCAGUGCUGAGUGGACUUUUUCAGAGGUUUGGAAAAUGGCUCUUCUGGACCCUCAAGAAACUGAGCAUUUUCGAAACAAAUUGGCUGUCAAUGCUGCCUUGCAGACGCUUAUUACCAAAUCGUGUCCUGUAUGCAGAUCCACUUUGAUGAGAGAGAAUGGAUCAGAUUUGAAUGUCCUCUGUAAAGUGUGCACAGCAGUAAAAGGACGACCGUUUGAAUUCUGCUGGCAGUGUUUGAGGGAGUGGAAGGGUCCACGGCCUCGGAAAGACCGCUGUGAAAACGAUGGCUGCUGUAACCACUCACUAAAAACACUAAAAACCUGCCCAGAUAUCAGCUUUGAUUCAGUUGAGGGAGUCAACGGGUGUCCCUCUGUACGUGCCUGUCCCACCUGUGGGUUACUGUUGGAGCACAACAAGAGGCGCUGUAAAUCUCUUGUUUGUCCUCGAUGUAAGGUGAAGUUCUGUUUUGUGUGCCUGAAGAUCUUCACUAAAUGUAUGAAAACAAGUGGCCCUUAUGCAGCAUGCUCCAGUGGUGUAGCCCCCAGACAGACAUCGAUACCUGUAUGGAAAAAGAAAUAAUUAAAAAGACACAAAGCUCCCAA